UUAGUUGUUGUUGUUUUUUCGGCUGCUCUGGUCGCGCGUUCGUGCUGCUCUCGAAAUAAAUCAGAUAUAGGCGAAAUAUGAAUUAAAAACUUACCGAAUAAUACAGAAUAGUUUCCGCACCGAACACGCGAUCAUCGAAAACGAAACCUCGAAAUGGCGGAACCUUUAGCAGUGGAAACCAAGCCGCUGAGCAACGGAAAUGCCAAUGGAAACGCAGUGGGAAUCGCCGAAUCCGCCAGCGCUGUCUUCCAGGAGAAGUUGAAGCUCCAGCAGCAGGAGGAGUCCAACGAGAUCGCGGCAGUGCCGAAGUACGGACUCAAGCUGAAGUUCGACCAUGUGUGGCCGGAAAAGAGGAUCCAGAAUGUGCGGGCCUCCAUCAGGCAAACGCUGCCCAUGGUGCCACUCGUCUGCAGAUAUGCGGCCUACUACUGGAAAGUGUCGCGUGAAGGUCGUCGGGUGUACAUGGACUACUACUACAUGGAGAAUGGCAAGCAGAUCUAUGGAGUGCCCAUCGGCGGAAUUGGAGGUGGUACGAUUGGCAGGGGCUAUGCCGGCGAGUUCUGCCGUUUCCAGAUGCGUCCCGGCAUCUACGAGUACAAUGUGGUGCUGGCCAAUCAGUUUAUCGUUACCAUCAAGGAUCCCAAAGGAUGCACCAUCUUUCAGAGCCUCCUCUCGAAGUGCAGCACCAGGGACAAGACCAGCGAUCCGGAUGGCGAUCCGGAUGGGGAAAGAACUAAAUGUCAACUGCCCAAUUGCAGCAGUCGCGCCAAGCAGCCGCUGAGUGCCUGGCACUCGAACAUCGAGGACACGCGCUGCAGCUACACGGGUCUCUAUCCUCGCUCCUGGACGGAGUACGAUCUGUCCCACUAUGGAGUCCGUCUGACCUGUCGCCAGGUAUCGCCGGUAAUACCGCAUGAGUACCGCGAGUCCAGCCUACCGUGCGCCGUCUUCGUGUGGAGCGUGGAGAAUGUUUGCGACCAGGAGCGCAAGGUGUCCAUCACGUUCACUUUCAAGAACGGCACAGGGAACAAGAAACAGGAUGCGGAGGGCGGAGCCGAGUCGCAGCUAAUCAGCGAGGGCAACGCCAAGGGAGUCUCCAUCAGGCAGAAGAUCUCUGAGAUGCCCUGCAGUUAUAAUCUGGCAUGUAGGGUCCUUCCCGAGAUCAGCAUCACGCGGUGCCCCCAGUUCGAUCCGGCCGGCAACGGUGAGCAGUUGUGGGCACAGCUCAAGGAGCAUGGCCAGCUUAGCGAGCAUCCCACCUCAGAGGCACUAAAAACCAAAGAUAUAGGCGUGGCUGUCUGUGGCCAGGUGGCCCUGAAGCCAAUGGCAUCCCACGAUCUGGAGUUUGUGCUGGCCUGGGAUAUGCCAAAGAUUCAGUUCCCCAGGAAGAUGCAGACCCAUACACGCUACUACACCAAGUACUUCGAUGACAGCGGUGAUUCCGGUCCCAGGAUCUGCGAGUAUGCACUCAGGCAGUAUUCCACCUGGGAGCGAUUGAUUGAUGCGUGGCAAAGACCCAUUCUCAAUGAUGAAACCCUUCCCGACUGGUACAAGUGUGCCAUCUUCAAUCAACUUUACUUCAUCUCGGAUGGCGGAACCAUUUGGUUGAAAUGUGAUUCUUCGCUGGGCAAGGAACUGGCUUAUGAUGAUCCCCGACUGGCUUAUGGCCGUUUCGGUUACCUGGAAGGCCACGAAUACCGCAUGUACAACACCUACGAUGUCCAUUUCUAUGCAUCGCCGGCUCUGGCCCACCUGUGGCCCAAUCUUCAGGUCAGUCUGCAGUAUGACUUCAAGGAUGCCAUUGCCGCAGAACUAAACGAUACUCGUAAAAUGCUUUACGAUGGCAAGGUGAUGCCGCGCAAGGUCAAGAACUGUGUGCCCCACGAUCUCGGGGAUCCCGAUGAGGAACCCUUCACCUUGAUCAACUGCUACAACAUACACGAUGUGAAUGACUGGAAGGAUCUCAAUACGAAGUUUGUGCUGCAGGUGUAUCGGGACUACUAUGUCCUCAAUGAACUGGCCCAGGCCCAGUCGGAUAAUGCAAGCAAGUUCAGCUCCAUCGAGUUUAUCGAUAAGGAGAGCCUUUAUGAGCUGUACAGCCAGGACAACAAGCGCAAGAAUUCAGCUGAUGAAAAGCAACAAAACCGUAAAUCUGCAUCGAUGUACAUCAACGAAACCAAUGGAAAGGUGUAUCUAAUGGAUGCCAUUGGCUACUUGAAGGCCAUGUACGCAUCGUGCAAGGCCAUUAUGGAGCGAACCAUUGAGUACGAUAAGGACAACGACGGUCUGAUCGAGAACACAAAGAUGCCGGACCAGACCUAUGACUCCUGGGUGAUGGACGGACCGAGUGCCUACUGCUCCGGUCUCUGGCUGGCUGCUCUGCAAGCCAUGUCCGCCAUGGCUACCAUUCUGGACCAGCCGAACGAUUGCCUGCGCUAUCAGGAUAUUUUGGAGAAGGGCAAGCGAUCGCUGGAGGAGAAGCUCUGGAAUGGCAGUUACUAUCGCUUUGAUCUUUCGCACAGUCAUCGGGAUACGAUCAUGGCCGAUCAGUUAUGUGGUCAUUGGUAUCUAAAGUCCUGCGGCUUCGAUUACGAGAUCUAUCCGAAGGAGAAUGUGCGUACUGCCCUUAAGAGGAUCUAUGACAACAAUGUGAUGGGCUUUCAUGAGGGCAAUAUCGGAGCGGCCAAUGGCUUCAUAGCCAAUGCCAGCGAACCCACCAAGCCGGGUCACGUGGACAACAGCAACAUCCAGGCGGAGGAGGUGUGGCCAGGAGUGGUUUACGCUCUGGCUGCUACCAUGAUACAGGAGGGCAUGUUCGAGGAAGCCUUCCAGACCGCCGGCGGAAUGUACAAGACCCUGUCCCAGCGCAUCGGCAUGAAUUUCGAGACCCCGGAAGCGUUGUACGGUGAGAAGCGCUAUCGCUCCAUUGGCUAUAUGCGUCCGUUGAGCAUUUGGUCCAUGCAGGUGGCAUUGGAGCGACGGCGAGCCCAACGCGACUAAGUCGAGAGUACAAUCUAAUCCGAAGUCUACACAACCAAAGAUAUUUCUAAGCCAGCACAAAGAUUUUCUUAGCGUUUAGUUCGAUUCUUCUUUUGAGGCUGAAUGUGUAACGAGCUUAUCGAGAUGGUGCGAGUCGAGGAAGAUGUUGUCUCUGAAGUGGUUUUCAAAUUUAUAGCUUUAUCUGUACUUUUAAGCUGUGGAAUCUGUUGGCGCUUACUCCAUGUCUUCUCUAGCUUUAAAGCCAGUCACAAAUCAAACUGCUACUCUCUGUUGAAGUACAACUACGCAAUGGUAUUCAAAUGGAGCACAAGUCGUAUUUAGAUGUUAGCUAAGAGAAAUAUUUAAAUCAAUUAUAAAUGUUUUAAUUAAUUAUUAAUGUCAUAAGCAUAUAUGUAUUUCAAUGUGUAAGCAGUUGCUGUCUGCAAUAAAUGUGACCGAGUUGUCAGAAAU
Molecule: messenger RNA, 3450 nt
Organism: Drosophila melanogaster (fruit fly)
Lineage: Eukaryota; Metazoa; Arthropoda; Insecta; Diptera; Drosophilidae
Exons: 7
Coding region: 154-3000 (948 amino acids)
Biological process (GO): carbohydrate metabolic process; glucosylceramide catabolic process
Cellular component (GO): membrane; plasma membrane
Molecular function (GO): hydrolase activity, hydrolyzing O-glycosyl compounds; glucosylceramidase activity
Source: RefSeq, marked reviewed